UUUGACAAAUCCAAAACAAAGUUCCACCUUCCUGUGGACAUGCUGGCAUUUGAACUGGCCAAGAAGAACCAGAUCCAGGUCAAUGAUGCCAACUACAGAACCUACCUGCACAACUGGACCUGCCUGCCGGACUCCAAUGAUGUUGUCCAGGCCAGACAAGUCUAUGACAUCCAGAGUGAUGCUGUUUACAAGGCUGAUCUGAAAUGGCUUCAAGGACUUGGGUGGGUUCCCAUUGGUUCGCUUGAUGUUGAAAAAGCAAAAAAGGCUGGAGAAAUACUGAGCGAAAGGAAAUAUCGUCAGCCCCCAAGCAACUUCAGGUUCACCAGCACAACUGAAGACAUGCCAUUAGUUUUGGCUAAAACCAACAAUAAUAUCGUGAACAAGCAACAAUAUGUUGAAGCCUGGAACAAGGACAAAACAACGGUCCAUGUCAUGCCAGAUGCUAUGGAUGUUGUACUUGCUAAACAAAACAAAGCCAACUACAGCUUGAAAUUAUACAAGCUUGCAAAUGAAGAAGCUAAGAAGAAGGGCUAUGACCUGCGCAAUGAUGCUAUAUCCAUCAAAGCAGCCAAGGCCUCCAGGGAUAUUGCCAGUGAUUACAAGUACAAGACUGGUUAUCGUAAGCAAGUUGGUCAUCAUAUCGGAGCCCUUAGCAUCCGAGAUGAUCCACUGCUCAUGCUGGCCUUGAACUCAGCUAAGAUUGCUAGUGAUGCUCUCUACAAGAAGGACUUUAACAAAUCUAAGACUAAGUUCCACCUUCCAGUUGACAUGCUGGCCUUUGAACUGGCCAAGAAGAAUCAGAUCCAGGUCAAUGAUGCCAAUUACAGAACCUACCUGCACAACUGGACCUGCCUGCCAGACUCCAAUGAUGUUGUCCAGGCCAGACAAGGCUAUGACCUCCAGAGUGAUGCUGUGUACAAAGCUGAUUUAAAAUGGCUUCAAGGUAUUGGAUGGGUGCCAAUUGGUUCUAUUGAUGUUGAGAAAGCAAAGAAAGCUGGAGAAAUCUUGAGUGAAAGAAAGUAUCGUCAGCAUCCAAGCAACUUCAAGUUCACCCUCACAACUGAAGACAUGCCACUUGCUUUGGCCAAAGCCAAUGCAGGCGUUAUGAACAAGAGAACCUAUGUGGAAGCUUGGGAAAAAGAUAAGACUAAAAUCCACGUCAUGCCGGAUACAAUGGAAAUAUUGCUUGCCAAGCAGAACAAAAUCAACUACAGUGAGAAAUUAUAUAAGCUUGCCAAUGAGGAGGCUAAAAAGAAAGGCUAUGACAUGCGUGGUGAUGCCAUUUCUAUAAAAGUAGCUAAAGCUUCUCGGGAUAUUAUCAGUGAUUACAAAUACAAGGCUGGUUAUCGUAAACAAGUUGGUCAUCAUAUCGGAGCCCGCUGCGUUGAAGAUGAUCCACUGCUCGUGCUGGCCUUGAACUCAGCUAAGAUUGCCAGUGAUGCUCUCUACAGGAAGGACUUUGACAAAUCCAAAACAAAGUUCCACCUUCCUGUGGACAUGCUGGCAUUUGAACUGGCCAAGAAGAACCAGAUCCAGGUCAAUGAUGCCAAUUACAGAACCUACCUGCACAACUGGACCUGCCUGCCAGACUCCAAUGACGUUGUCAAGGCCAGACAAGUCUAUGACCUCCAGAGUGAUGCUGUAUACAAGGCUGAUCUGAAAUGGCUUCAAGGUCUCGGAUGGGUCCCGAUAGGUUCGAUUGAUGUCGAAAAAGUGAAAAAGGCUGGUGAAAUCUUGAGCGAAAGGAAAUAUCGUCAGCACCCAAGAAACUUCAAAAACUUCAAGUUCACCCUUACAACUGAAGAUAUGCCAAUGGCCUUAGCUAAAAGUAAUGCUACCACCGGCAACAAGAAACUUUACACUGAAGUCUGGGACAAGGAAAAGACCAAAAUCCACAUUAUGCCUGACUGCAUGGAGGUUCUGUUGGCAAAGCAGAACAAUAUAAAUUACAGUGAGAAAAGGUAUAAACUUGCCAAUGAAGAAUCUAAGAAGAAGGGCUAUGACUUGCGUGGAGAUGCUAUUGCGAUUAAAGUGGCUAAGGCAUCCAGAGAUAUCAUCAGUGAUUACAAAUACAAGACUGGUUAUCGUAAGCAAGUUGGUCAUCACAUCGGAGCCCGCUGCGUCCAGGAUGAUCCUCUGAUCAUGCUUGCAUUGAACUCAGCUAAGAUUGCUAGUGAUGCUCUCUACAAGAAGGACUUUAACAAAUCCAAGACCAAGUUUCACCUUCCUGUGGACAUGUUGACUCUUGAGCUGGCUAAGAAAUGCCAGAUCCAAGUCAAUGAUGCCAACUACAGAACCUACCUGCACAACUGGACCUGCCUGCCAGACUCCAAUGAUGUUGUUCAGGCCAGGAAGGUCUAUGAUCUACGUAGUGAUGCCGUGUACAAAGCAGACAUGGAGUUCAUGACAGGUGUAGGAUGGGUCCCCAUAGGCUCACUUGAGGUCCUGAAGGCAAAGAAAGCAGCUGAGAUCCUCAGUGAUAGACUGUACAAACAAAAACCAGACAGGUUUAAAUUUACACAAGACAUGCAGUCCAUGCCCUUGGUGCUUGCCAAGACAAAUGCUCAAAUUAUGAAUCAGCGUGACUACCAUGCAGUGUGGGAGACAGAAAAGACCAAGAUCCACAUCCCUCCUGAUACUCCAGAGAUUGUGCUCUCAACUGCCAAUGCAAUGAACAAUAGUCGGAAACUAUACAGACAAGCAGUUGAAGACAUCUUCAGGAAGGGCUAUGACCUCAAAUCUGAUGCUGUCGCCAUCAAAGCUGCCAAAGCGUCCAGAGAUAUUAUCAGUGAUUACAAGUACAAGACUGGUUAUCGUAAGCAAGUUGGUCAUCACAUCGGAGCCCGCUGCGUCCAGGAUGAUCCUCUGAUCAUGCUUGCAUUGAACUCA
This is a messenger RNA of Triplophysa rosa, 2889 nucleotides long. Its product is annotated as nebulin-like. The annotation marks the transcript as partial. Gene Ontology annotation, cellular component: Z disc. The transcript has 18 exons. NCBI's taxonomy places the organism in Eukaryota, Metazoa, Chordata, Actinopteri, Cypriniformes, Nemacheilidae. Gene Ontology annotation, biological process: cardiac muscle thin filament assembly. The record is from RefSeq and is a predicted model, not a curated record. Gene Ontology annotation, molecular function: actin filament binding.